CGAGAGAGUAGGAGAUGGAGAGAUACCGGGAGUGUGAUGGUUUGCACUCUAAUCCAGUCAGUUAGGUAAAGAGGAAACGUAACAGAGUUAGUUUGAUGUAGAUUACUCGCAUAAUAAUCUAAUCUGGUGAAAAAAAACAAGGACCUGAAGAAAAAACAGUGAUGUUGCAUACAUCCAUGAAGGACAACUCUUUGCAGGACUUCUGACUGGUGCUUAUGAAGAGAAUACUGAAGGCUUUUUCUUCUACAACAAGAAUCUGAUUUGUUUCUUUGAAUGCUUUGUCAAAUCAUCAAGAAUCUUCACUUGUCAUCCUGCCGUUUUAAAGCAAUGAAAGAAGAGGAUGGAAUGUGGUGACUGGACCUCCUGAAGAGCCUUUGUGUUUACUCCUGAUGGUCCAAAGACAUACAGACGAAGGAUAUAUCGAUAACGUUCUGCUUCCUGAUUUUAAAUUGAUGUCAAAGAUUCCUGUUCUCUGGCUGAAGAAGCGGCUUCCAUGACUUCAUGAAAAUGACCUUCUCAUAGCCUGAUGAAAAGAGCCACGACAUUUCCACUUACCGCUGAUCACACGUCUCAUGGUGAUUGGACAUCCGUGAGGCAGCGGCAUCACCGAUGAUGAUUUAGGGUACUGCUUGUUGAGGGGAAACCUGGAGGCUUGCGCUUGGUUUACAAGUCAAUGUUGGCUGGAGCCAGACAUUUAAUGACUGAUGUGAAGGCUGGAGAGUGAAGGCCCUUUCCAUUAGUGCCCCGUGGGGAAGCAAAGGCCUAGACACUGUCCGGUCACACUGACCUAUUCCUGGCACAAUCUGGACAUCACCUUGAUGCAUGCUGGGGAACCGCCUUAAUGCACUUUCUUCUGGAAUACUUGCUAAUGGAUGAAAGCAAUUUUCUAAAUAUACACAUCUGAGAAACGUCUCAUUAUCCUCUGGCCGGAAUAAAAUAGAUAAGCACUUGUUUGGAUGCAUUAUAUGCAACUUCCUCCAGUUCAUUGCAAAAAAAAAAAAAAGACUUUUGUUCAGUUUUUUUGUAUUUGAAAUGCUAUUUGGGAAUUAUGUGAUACCUUAGAGGAAGUGUCUGACAUCUUAUCCCUUCUCCAGCUGAUCUAUCAAUGUGUACGUCUUCCUCAAAGUCAAUAUUUACUAAGUAUAGCUUUUGGUUUUUGGCCUCGGAGCUUGGGAAAAAAAGGCUGGAGAUUUUGGUGCGACAGCCAGGUGCUUUUGUGUACCUCUGGGAUGGACUGGCAGUAAAAGGAAAAGCCUCGCUGGGCGAACGGGACGCUGCUGGAGCAGAAACGGCUGUGUUUGGAUGUGAUGCUUCUCUCUGUGGAUCCAGCAUGGACUGCCUGCCCUAAUUACACAGUCCUGGUAUUCAGAUAGUUCUGGAGCGAAGGGAUAAUGCAUAUUUUUCCCUGGCGACAAAAAGAAGCCACCAUGAGCAACAUCACUGUCACCGACAACACUGAGCCUAUCGGCAGCGCCAUGAGUCUGGCGACCUCCGACCCAUACCCCUACCCUGUUAGCUUUCAGAUCUCUCUAACAGGCUUCCUGAUGCUGGAAAUCCUGCUAGGUCUGAGCUCCAACCUCACGGUGCUUGCCCUCUACUGUAUGAAGUCAAACCUCAUUAGUUCCGUCAGUAACAUCGUCACCAUGAAUCUCCAUGUGCUGGACGUGCUGAUCUGUGUGUGCUGUAUCCCCCUAACAAUCGUCGUAGUGCUUCUUUCCGUGGAAAAAGACAUGGCCCUCGUCUGCUGUUUCCACGAAGCCUGUGUCUCCUUCGCAAGUGUUGCCACUGCUGCAAAUGUGCUCGCCAUCACCCUUGACCGCUAUGAUAUCUCUGUGAAACCAGCCAACAGGGUGCUGACCAUGGGCCGUGCUCUGGCCCUGCUGGCUUUGAUUUGGCUGCUGUCCUUCAUUAGUUUUCUUGUCCCCUUUAUUGAGGUGGGUUUCUUUGCUCACAACCAGACUAAGAUAAAUCAGACAGAGGUGGAGAAUGAGGUCCUCAGCAACGAGUACAACUAUGAACCCGGCCUCUAUUAUCACUUGCUUGCUCAGAUCCCAAUUUUCUUCUUUACGGCCAUUGUUAUGCUCAUCACCUACUCAAAGAUCCUGCAGGCGCUCAACAUUCGCAUAGGUACACGUUUCCAUGCCUCACAGAAGAAAAAGGCUCGCAGGAAAAAGCGCCCAUCCAUGACAGCCAUGUCAACACAACAAGAGGCCACAGAUGGAUCCCAGGGCAGCACCAGCCGCAAUCCCACACUAGGGAUGCGCACGUCUGUCUCCGUCAUCAUCGCCCUACGUAGGGCUGUCAAGCGCCACCGAGAGAGGCGAGAACGUCAGAAGAGAGUUUUCAGGAUGUCACUGUUGAUUGUGUCCACCUUCCUUUUGUGCUGGACGCCGAUCACAGUUCUGAACACAGUCAUCCUGAGCGUGGGCCCCAGUAAUCUUAUGGUCAGGUUAAGGCUAGGUUUCCUGGUCAUGGCUUAUGGAACCACCAUUUUUCACCCCCUGCUCUAUGCCUUUACAAGGCAGAAGUUCCAAAAAGUCUUAAAAAGCAAGAUGAAAAAGCGAGUGGUGUCGAUUAUUGAGGCUGAUCCUACCCCUAAUAACGCUAUCAUUCACAACUCCUGGAUCGACCCAAAGAGGAACAAAAAGGUGACGUUUGAGGACAAAGAUGCAAAGUUGAAAUGUCUUUCUUCUGAGGAUGUAGAGUAAAAUAAAACCUCAUUAUCUUAAAGGGAAAAAUAGUCAAAGCAGCUAAUAUUGACUUCAAGUCAUCAUUAAAAAGGGAAAACUGUAAAAUAAUAUGUGCAAUAAAAUGUAAAAAUGUAGAAGGUGGAUUAUUUAUUACUAUUUAUUGAGAACUGAAACACAUUUCUUAGAUGUAUUAUUGUAUUGUAGAUAUUGCAUGACUUUUGUAACAGCAACAACGAAACAUGUACAUAGCGUUACAUGUACAGAAUAGGCUAAACAAGAUAUUUAAAUAGAGAGAGUAAUAGGAAUUGUUAUGUAAACGUAUAUUUAUAAU
This is a messenger RNA of Cyprinodon variegatus (sheepshead minnow), 3021 nucleotides long. Its product is annotated as probable G-protein coupled receptor 22. Gene Ontology annotation, molecular function: peptide binding; G protein-coupled receptor activity. Gene Ontology annotation, cellular component: membrane. NCBI's taxonomy places the organism in Eukaryota, Metazoa, Chordata, Actinopteri, Cyprinodontiformes, Cyprinodontidae. The coding region runs from base 1392 to 2708 and encodes 438 amino acids. The transcript is spliced from 3 exons. Gene Ontology annotation, biological process: G protein-coupled receptor signaling pathway. The record is from RefSeq and is a predicted model, not a curated record.